Pleuronectes platessa (European plaice) is the source of this 1974-nucleotide messenger RNA. RefSeq lists its product as uncharacterized. NCBI's taxonomy places the organism in Eukaryota, Metazoa, Chordata, Actinopteri, Pleuronectiformes, Pleuronectidae. The record is from RefSeq and is a predicted model, not a curated record. Gene Ontology annotation, molecular function: flavin adenine dinucleotide binding; NADP binding; N,N-dimethylaniline monooxygenase activity.
AUGAUGCAGCGGGUGGCGGUGGUCGGUGGGGGGGCGGCCGGACUCUGUGCAGCCAGACACAUCCUGUCCCGUCCAAACAGCUUCGCCCCCCCGGUGGUGUUCGAGCUCAGCGGCCACAUCGGUGGCACCUGGCGUUAUGAGGAGCGUCCGGACGCCAGCGGGGGGGCGGCUCACAGCAGCAUGUACCGAGACCUCCGGACCAACCUUCCCAAGGAGGUGAUGAUGUUCCCUGACUUCCCCUUCGAGCGGCAGCUGAGCAGCUUCCUGCCUCAUCAGGAGGUUCAGAAGUACCUGGAGAGCUACUGCCACAGCCACAGCAUCUGGCCUCACAUCCGGUUCAACACGGAGGUGGAGAACGUGAAGCCUGCGCUGAAGACGCCGGGGGGCGGGGCCACGUCAUGGGAAGUGACAUCAUGUGACGCGCGGGGUCGUCAGAAGACCGAGACCUUCGACUCUGUCUUCGUCUGCUCGGGACACUACUCCGACCCACACGUCCCGAGCGUCCCUGGGAUUCACAACUUUAAAGGAGCCGUGCUCCACAGCCACUCGUACCGGUUCGCCGAGCCCUUCUCGGGUCGGACCGUCCUGGUUCUGGGAGCCAAAGCUUCAGGGCUGGACAUCUCCAUUGAACUGGCAAAGGCUGGUGCUCAGGUGAUUCUGAGUCAUGGUCGUCCUCGUCUCACGUUCCCACUUCCUCCCGGGAUUGGACAGUCCAGUCCGCUGGUGGCGAUCGAGGAGGACGGCAGCGUUCGAUUCCAGGACGGUUCUCUGGGCCGCGCUGACGUCCUGAUGUUCUGCACCGGCUACAACUUCAAGUAUCCGUUCCUGGAUGCGGAUCAGCUGGGUCUGAAAAUCCAGGACCACAUGGUGUCGCCCCUGUAUCGCUACCUGAUGCCUCCUGCCUUCCCCUCGCUCUUCUUCAUCGGCAUCUGCAAGAUCAUCUGCCCCUUCCCCAAUUUCAACUGUCAGGUCCAGUUCUCUCUGGCCGUGUUGGACGGCUCGGUCCCUUUACCGUCUCGGGCUGAGAUGGAGGACGAGGUCCUACAGGAGCUGCAGGAAAAGGUGGAGCGUGGAGUCGAGCAGCGCCACCUGCUGGUCCUGGAACAGGACCAGUGGGAGUACUGCCAGGGACUGGCUCAGGCCGCCGGGUUCCCACCUCUGCCUCCGGUCGUACGCAGCCUGUACGAGGAGGUGUGGCGCCAGCGGCAGAUUCACCCUGAAAACUACCGGAGGCUGAACUACCGGCUCGUCAGCGACACCCGGUGGGAGGUUCACCCAGCGGAGUAGAAACUCCCAAAUCCUCCAACAGAUCGAUUUCAUUAGAGAAGAACCGCUGAAGCUGAGGAACGUUAGGAAACUGAAAGUCAAACAGAGUUUUACGAGCGACGCUCGUUUCAGCUCCGUUGUCUGAUUCCGUCUUUUGUCCAGUUGCAGAACUGAGCGGCGCCAUCUUGAACUGUACAUGAGCAAGAGGUUGCUCUCCCAUGAGCCUCAGCGGCUUUCUGCUCAUUAACAUGCUAACAUGAUGAACAUCAUACAUGUUCUACAUACUUAGCUACUAGCAUUAUUAGCAUGUUAGCAUUUUACUUUAAGCACCUUGUUGCCUGAGCAGAUUCUCACAUAGCUGCUGAUUUUAUAUUCAAACGGUUCUAGACCAUGAACCAACACCAGCAGAAACAGAAUCAAUAUUUAGAUGAUUAAUGAUCAGUUUUGUCUAAAUGUUCUGCAGCUCAUGAAUAGAGUGUCUGUUGAAGUUGUUAUUAAACGGAUCAUGAAAUCAUUACUAUUAAUAAAUCUAUUGAAUACAGCCUAUAAACCUUUAUAGGUGGAGCCUAAUAGGAACGUGGUGCCAAAGAAACACUCAAACAACUUUAUAUACUGUGUCAUUGUGAAAUAUUUUUAAUAAAGUCAAGUGCAUAACAAACUGUUAAAUUAAAGAAACAAGUCAAAUAAAUAAAGACAAAUCAUUUGAAA